Messenger RNA from Cotesia glomerata, 1567 nucleotides. RefSeq names its product GTP-binding protein RAD (gene Rgk3). NCBI's taxonomy places the organism in Eukaryota, Metazoa, Arthropoda, Insecta, Hymenoptera, Braconidae. Gene Ontology annotation, molecular function: GTPase activity; calcium channel regulator activity; GTP binding. The transcript is spliced from 7 exons. Bases 153 to 1469 code for a protein of 438 amino acids. Gene Ontology annotation, cellular component: plasma membrane. The record is from RefSeq and is a predicted model, not a curated record.
UUUUGUCCUCAUUAAUUUUUAGACUCCUCAUUAAUUCCACGAGAUUUGAAAUUGAUGACAUCAAUUGUCGGGAUGGAACACAACAUUUUCCUUAUAUUGGGAAUCAUAAUGAUUUUUAUUAUUGUCUCUUAUUGACAACUAUCAUUGAAGAAAUGGCGGAUGAUAUUACAACUAGUCGAACUACACGAUCUGCUUCAAUGUGCGCUUACGACGCUUUAGACGUGAAACUACCAGUAGGUGUUCUUUCAGUGAGUUCUGACAGGAAUUUACAUAAGAAAGAAUCGGAUAAAGAAUGUGGAACUAAAGUAUUCGAUAGAAAAACUAAUUCAACACAAAGACUAAAAAGAGCUACGAGAUCCCAAAGCGCUAAGAUGUCAUAUAGCAAUAAAAGUAGUCGACCAAUUAACUCUUCUCGAGCAUCUACUAAUCAGUAUCGUUAUCAGUCAUGCCAUGUUGGAGUAGGCAUUGUAUCACCACAUUGCAUUAGUGAACCGAAAUUAACUAACGAAAAUAUAACUCAUGGAAUAAGGAAACGAGAUAAUCGAAGAGGUCAAAGCAUGCACCAUGUUCAUAAUCAACAUAAUAAUACUUUGGAAGUUCCAAAUGAAAAAUAUCGAUACGAUUCACAGUCCGAAAAAGACGACAAUUCAGAUGAUACUAAUUAUCGAUUGCGGAGCUUUAGUCUCACAAGUAAAGGCGUCAUCAAUAGAGGUGAUUCAUUUCGACGAAAAACAUCAAAACCACAUUCAUCAACACAUUCAAAACGAGGAGGCGGAUGUAGUGAGCCACCAAAAGACGUAGUGUCAUACACAAUCGGCAUGCUUGGAGGUCCUGGAGUUGGCAAAACAGCUUUAAUCAGUCAAUUUAUGACCAGUGAAUGUAUCAAUGCUUACGACAAGCAACGAGAUGAAUCUAAAGAAGAAUCAGUUUUUGUGAUGCUUAAUGGUGAAGAAACAGAAUUGAAAUUCACAAAUGUAUUAGAUUUAAAGGCACAACUAGGAAAGGAGAAUCAGCCUGAAGCUUACAUCGUUAUGUAUUCUGUGAUUGAUAAGGUUUCUUUUCAACAAGCAGAAGAGUUAUUAUCAAAACUUCAUGAUCAAAAUGUGAUGAGAUCCCGACCUGCUAUUUUAGUCGGCAAUAAGAUUGACCUUGUGCGAUCUAGAGUGAUUAAUUUUCAAGAUGGAAAAUACACUGCGUAUACUUAUCAUGCAAAAUUCAUAGAAAUAUCAGUUGGCAUAAAUCAUAAUGUUGAUGAAUUACUCGUUGGUGUACUUCAUCAAAUCAGACUAAAGCGAAAAAGUUUCAAUCAUGCCACUGCAGGUGAUACUGAAAAAAUACUAAGAAGUAACCAUUGGUAUAAAUCAAAAAGUAUGAUGCGAGCAAGUAUAAAAGCUCAUAGAGUAUUAACAUGGUUAUUUAAAAAAGAAGAUAAUAAAUUCAAAAAUUGUGAAAAUUUGCAUGUCUUAUGAAAGUGUUAAAAAAAACUGAGUGUAACUAAUGAUAAAUAUAUUGAAAAUACAACGAUGUCUUGACAUGUAUUUUUGGCAAAAAUAUUAUUUAUCAUUGA